UCGAUUGUACGGCCUCCUCUCUCAGGCCAGUUAAUGGAUCACAGACCGAAUCGAGCGGCGUGUGGAGAUAAACAUGGAGAGAAACGUUGGGUCGCUGCAGGAGCAGGCGUUAAAGAGAAAAGAGAGGCUUAAAGCGCUAAGAGAUAAAAAGCUUCACGGACGAGAGCAGGAAGAUGAGGAACCAGAGAGCAAAAAGCCGGCAUUAGAGGAAACCCCUGAAGAAAAGCACAGAGAGCUGAAAUUGAGGAAUUACACUCCAGAGGAUGAAGAGCUAAAGGAGAGACAGGUACCCAAAGCCAAACCAGCUUCAGUGGAAGAUAAAGUAAAGGAUCAGUUGGAGGCAGCUAAUCCUGAGCCCAUAAUAGAAGAAGUGGAUUUAGCAAACCUUGCUCCAAGAAAACCAGACUGGGAUCUGAAACGUGAUGUGGCAAAGAAACUGGAAAAGCUGGAAAGACGAACACAGAGAGCCAUCGCCGAGCUCAUCCGUGAUCGCCUGCGAGGCAGUGAGGAGGAGUUGGCCGGGGCGGUGGGAGCCGUUGGUGUGGAAGAGGGAGACUCUGACUAAAUUAGUGAUGUAACAGAGGGUGUGUGUUGGGGGUAAAACGGGACAGGAAUGGCGAUUUGCUGUCAGAUGUGAGCUGAAGAUACUGAAGAGGUUUCAUCCUGAAGAGGAGAGGGUUACAUUUCUAUUUUUUGUCAGGCCUUCCCAUGAGUCAUAUUUUGUAUAUGUGCGUUAUUUUUUUUUUUUUUUUUUUGUUUUUUUUUUUUUGAUUUUGGAAGGUGCAUUUUCAUCUUACCAACAAUAUUUUAUAUUAAAAUGUAAAAUAAAAUGAACAUU
Cyprinodon tularosa is the source of this 838-nucleotide messenger RNA. It is a transcript of the gene ccdc12, whose product is annotated as coiled-coil domain containing 12. Gene Ontology annotation, cellular component: U2-type spliceosomal complex; post-mRNA release spliceosomal complex. The record is from RefSeq and is a predicted model, not a curated record. The transcript is spliced from 7 exons. Bases 74 to 565 code for a protein of 163 amino acids. Lineage: Eukaryota; Metazoa; Chordata; Actinopteri; Cyprinodontiformes; Cyprinodontidae.